AGCAUCAUGGAUGACGCAUCGAUCUUUUAUAUAUUCCACACCCCACACUAACCACCUCAACCUAUGAUCGAUCUAUCCAUCCCUGGUAAAGAAUCCGAGAGAACUUUCAGGCACACCCACGGGAGAAAGAGAAUGGCCAACAGGGGAGGAGACGAGGUGAAGCUGCUGGGCAUGUGGGCGAGCCCGUUCGUGGUCAGGGCACAGCUCGCGCUCCGCCUCAAGGGCGUGAACUACGAGUACGUCGAGGAGGAGCUCGCCAACAAGAGCGACCUCUUCCUCCGCUCCAACCCGGUACACAAGACGGUUCCCGUGCUCAUCCACGACGGCAAGCCCAUCUGCGAGUCCCAGGUCAUCCUGCAGUACAUCGACGAGGCCUUCGCCGGCGUCGGCCCGUCCCUCCUCCCCGCCGACCCCUACGAGCGCGCCGUCGCGCGCUUCUGGGCCGCCUACGUCGAAGACAAGCUGCUGCCGCCGUGGAGGAAGGUGUUCAGGGUGACGACCGACGAGGAGAGGGCGGAGUGGACGAGGCAGACGGUGGCGGCGGUGGACACGCUGGAGGAAGGCCUGAGGCAGUGCUCCGAGGGGAAGGGGUUCUUCGGCGGCGACUGCGUCGGGUACGUCGACGUCCUGCUCGGCAGUAUGGUGCCGUGGGUGCGCGCCACCGAGAAGCUCUCUGGUGACAGGUUGUUCGACGCCGGCAAGGCCCCGCUGCUGGCGGCAUGGAUGGAGCGUUUUAGCGAGCUCGACGCCGCCAAGGCGGUCUUCCAGGACGUCGACAGGGUGGUCGAGUACGCCGGGGCAAUACAGGCCCGGCUUUCCGCCGCGGCUGCACCUGCAAGCACCCAAUAAAGCGCGGCAUGGCGCGACAUGGUGGGUGGCUGAUAUGAGUAGUCAAGUGUGGAAUUAAAAUGGCCGCGUUUCUGAGGAACGCAUCACACCACAUGCAAGCAUGUAAAUGUAAAAGCAGUUUAAAAACUCGUAUGGUCGUCGUGAGUCCGCGGCAGCUCCACUUAUUUUCCUAUGGACAUUUACAUUUGUGUCCUUGGUGUGUCACUGCCGCACUACUAGUGCGGUUGGUCUUUUGUUCUCGAGGUUGCUCAAAUUUGCCAUUGAAAGCUUAUGUUUUUACUCCCA
Molecule: messenger RNA, 1134 nt
Organism: Hordeum vulgare subsp. vulgare (domesticated barley)
Lineage: Eukaryota; Viridiplantae; Streptophyta; Magnoliopsida; Poales; Poaceae
Product: probable glutathione S-transferase GSTU6
Exons: 1
Coding region: 64-849 (261 amino acids)
Biological process (GO): glutathione metabolic process
Cellular component (GO): cytoplasm
Molecular function (GO): glutathione transferase activity
Source: RefSeq, a predicted model, not a curated record